This is a messenger RNA of Penicillium lagena, 1641 nucleotides long. RefSeq lists its product as uncharacterized. The coding region runs from base 1 to 1641 and encodes 546 amino acids. NCBI's taxonomy places the organism in Eukaryota, Fungi, Ascomycota, Eurotiomycetes, Eurotiales, Aspergillaceae. The transcript is spliced from 5 exons. Gene Ontology annotation, biological process: transmembrane transport. The record is from RefSeq and is a predicted model, not a curated record. Gene Ontology annotation, molecular function: transmembrane transporter activity.
AUGCCCUCCAACUAUCCACCAGUGGACCCAGAUUGGCCGCCUGGAACUGUGCAACUUGAAGAUCUUUCCCGGCCGGGUGAAGCAUCGGAAGUCAUUCUAGAGCCGAAGCCCUCUAGAGAUCCAAAUGAUCCCUUGAACUGGCCAACGUGGCGGAAACAUCUGAAUUUUGCAUUUGUUUCUUACUAUGUCGUAAUGGUUCUUGCUUUAAUUGAUAUUGCUACUGUGACCUGGGGCCCCGUGAAUGCGGAACUGGGCUUCAGCUUUGCACUGUUGAACGACAGUUACGCUGCGGGCUGCGGAGCUCUUUGCAUUGGUGGCCUCAUUUUAGUGCCUUUUGCACUAAAGUUUGGUCGCCGCCCGAUUUACGUGUUCAGUACCAUUGUCCAAUGUGGUAUAAGCGUUUGGACAGCCAAAAUGCAAACCGUUGCCGAUCUUAUGCUGGUCAACGUAUUGAGCUGUAUUGUUGGAGCAUUGGCAGAAGUGUUGGUGCAGAUGACUGUGGCAGAUGUCUACUUUGUUCAUCAACGCGGAUUCAUGAAUACCAUCUACUAUUGGUUCAUGACUAUUGGAACUACACUGGCCCCCUUGGCGGGUGGCUAUAUCACACUUUCCCAAGGCUGGCGCUGGGUUUGGUGGUGGAUGGCCAUUCUCUUUGGGGCCGGACUCGUUGCAUUUGUGUUAUUUUAUGAAGAGACAAUGUUUUGCCCGUCGACUAUUGACGGGGUCCCAGUUGAGGACAAGACCGCUCCCAACAUCUCUACCAGCAAACACGACCCCGAGAUAUCUGCAGCAAAGCAGCUCGUUAUGGCCCAAGCAGAGCAGCAACACUCGACUGCGGUCGAUAUUGAUUAUUCAAUUCCAGAAAAAAGCUACUGGCAGAAGUUAGCACUUUGGUCUUCUGCCCCAAUCUCAUUUGCCGAACUUACAAGGCAUAGCUAUGAGCCAUUUGUGAUUUUGUUCGGAAUUCCGGCUGUCUUCUUUAUGGCUCUGGAAUAUGGGAUCAUGACGGCCUGCACUACGGUCCCUGUGACGACUUUAUCAUCAGUCAUGACACUACCACCGUACAAUUUUGGGGCAGCACAGAUUGGAUUAAUGGGAAUCCCGCCCUUCAUUGGUGUCAGUCUGGCCACUAUUGCUUGUGGCCCUAUGAGCGACUCGAUUGUUCUUUUCCUCGCAAAGAGGAAUCGAGGUGUCUUUGAGCCCGAGAUGCGACUUUGGUUGAGUGUGGCAUUCAUCCCCUUUGUGCCCGCAGGCCUUUUCAUGUUUGGGAUUGGGUUGAAUAAUGGGUCUCAUUGGCUUCUUCCCGCCUUUGGCUUGGGGAUCAGUUCCUUUGGGGUUGUUCCAGCUAGCAGUGCUGCAUUGACGUACCUGACUGAUGCAUAUACAGAUAUUAUUGCCGACUCACUCGUCGGCGUUACCUUUGUUCGCAAUCUAAUCUCGACUGUGUUUGUUUUUGCUUUGCAGCCCUGGUGUGACCGUGUUGGUCUGAGCUGGUUUUACGUAACAUUCGGCCUCAUUGUCACUGCUAUAAUGAUGGGCAACUUGAUAUUUAUCUAUUUUGGGAAAAGGUUUCGCGUCAAGGUUGCAGCGAAAUAUCUUCGCUACAGUGCAAAGAAACACCAGGGGUCUAUGACAGUCUAA